UUUUUACGCAAGCAAACCACUCCAACCUCAUCUGCUCAUAUUUUCCCAGGCGCCAAACAGGUGGUAAAGAAAAAGCACAACCCACCCUGUGCCAAUAUAAUCAAACCAUCGCCAUCCAAAAAGGCCCUCAUAAUUUGUAUUUAUUACUUUAUCGUGCCAUUGUGUGGAAAACGCAUCAUCAUCAUGCAUCGCUCUCUCCUUAAUGCUCAUCAACCACCUAUGAGCUUCACCCUCACAUCCCGCAACUCCAAUUCGCCAAGAACCGUACUCUCACACGUGGCACAUACUAUGGCGCACACUUGUCCACGAUCGCUACCUACCUCUGCGCCAAAACUGUCCUAUAAAUACCGGUCAUCGUCCCAGACCAGAAGCGUAUCCGAUUCCACUGAGACUGCAAUGAGCCCAGCAAUGGAGGAAGCUCUCGACGACGUCCAGAAGCUUCGGGAUGAGUUCCUGAAAGUCCUGCGUAGCAGACGAUCGGGCGAAGUUCCGUUAUCGGUUGAACCGGCAAAACCAGUGGCUCAUCCAUUGUUUCAGGAGGCUUCUCCGCCAACUUUCAGUGAGGCAAUGAACGCUUGUCCCAAGGCCAACAUCCCCAAUUUUAAGGAUAAGCUACAUGAGGAAAACCUUUACUUAAUUACUGAGGAAGGAGAGCAAGGGCGGUUACCCGUGUGGAUUUUAAGCAUGAAGGAAAACAAUACCCAGAAAAGGCCUGCUGUUGUUUUUCUGCAUAGUACAAACAAAAACAAAGAGUGGUUAAGACCAUUGCUUGAGGCAUAUGCUUCAAGGGGAUAUGUAGCAAUUGCCAUUGAUUCUCGCUACCAUGGUGAACGUGCCAGCAAUAUAUCCACUUACCGAGAUGCUCUCAUAUCAUCGUGGGAAAAGGGUGAUACAAUGCCAUUCUUAUUUGAUACGACCUGGGACUUGAUAAAAUUGGCAGAUUAUCUAACAACACAGAGGGAGGAUGUAGACCAUAGUAGGAUAGGAAUCACUGGUGAAUCACUUGGAGGUAUGCAUGCAUGGUUUGCUGCUGCUGCUGAUACCCGCUAUGCAGUAGUGGUCCCUAUUAUUGGUGUUCAGGGGUUUAGAUGGGCCAUAGACAAUGAUAAGUGGCAGGCUCGAGUUGACAGUAUAAAACCUGUCUUUGAGGCAGCACAAAUUGAUCUCGGGAAGACUUCGAUUGACAAAGAAGUUGUGGAGAAGGUCUGGGAUAGGAUUGCUCCUGGUCUAGCCUCCAAGUUUGAUUCUCCUUACACAAUUCCUGCUAUUGCACCACGCCCUCUGUUGAUUGUGAAUGGUGCGGAAGAUCCUCGAUGUCCACUUGCUGGUCUGGAAAUCCCCAAGUCAAGAGCAUGCAAGGCUUAUGAAGAUGCGCAGAGUAUGCAUAACUUUAAGUUGAUAGCAGAGCCAGGCAUCGGCCACCAAAUGACUGCGUUUAUGGUAAAAGAAGCCAGCUACUGGUUAGACCAAUUUCUCAUGCCGUGACACAACGGUUGUUACUAUUCUGUUGAUUCUCGAGCGAUCAAAUUCCCAAGUGUUUAUAUGAUUUUAGAACCGAUUAGCCAUAAUAAGAGUUGUAAAGUUAUGUGUCGCUCAUUGCAUCUGAAAAUGUAAGAGUUGUUUUUAUUUACUCGCUUAUGCAUGUAUUGAUUGGUACUAAAUAAAUCAAAAGAAAAAUCCUAGUGUUGUAUAUGCAUGGGUUUGCCCAAUGAGGAGCUAUGGUCGUACGUAUUAUU
Prunus avium (sweet cherry) is the source of this 1736-nucleotide messenger RNA. RefSeq names its product alpha/beta-Hydrolases superfamily protein. NCBI's taxonomy places the organism in Eukaryota, Viridiplantae, Streptophyta, Magnoliopsida, Rosales, Rosaceae. Gene Ontology annotation, biological process: proteolysis. Gene Ontology annotation, molecular function: serine-type peptidase activity. The record is from RefSeq and is a predicted model, not a curated record.